AUGCGAAAUGAGGCACAACGAACACUAUGGACUCUCACCGAAAGAAAAUGCUUACACCUACUUCAACCAAAAACCAAAACCUUCACAACACUCCUUCAAAUCCACGCUUUCAUUCUUCGACACUCUCUCCACAACAAUCUCAAUCUCCUCACCAAGUUCAUCUCAUCUUGCACUUCCCUCGCCUCUUCCACCUCUCGCAAAAACGACGCUGUUAAAAUAGUUCAACACGCUCGUCGUUUCUUCGACCACACUUCAACCCAUAACCGCGACGAGUUUCUCUGCAACACUAUUAUUAAUUCCCAUUUAUCCAUUCGUCAAUUUGACGAGUCUUUUACUCUCUACAGGGAGUUUUGUAGAGACGAUUUUUUUAUACAAAACACUUAUGCAUUUACUUCUGUUUUAAAGGGUUGUGCGGUUUGUAACCGUGUGAAGGAAGGUUUGGAGGUUCAUGGAGUUGUUUUGAAGAAUGGGUUUUGUUUUGAUUUGUAUGUGGGGACUAGUUUGAUUGAUAUGUAUGUGAAAUUUGGUGAUGUGGGUUGUGCGAGGAAGGUGUUUGAUGAAAUGUUUGUGAGGAGUUUGGUUUCAUGGACUGCGGUUAUUGUUGGGUAUUGUAGGGGUGGUGAUAUGAGUGAGGCGAGGAAGCUUUUUGAUGUUAUGCCGGAGAGAGAUGUUGCUGUUUUUAAUGUGUUGAUUGAUGGGUAUGUGAAGAUGGGGUGUAUGGAUUUGGCGAGGGAGUUGUUUGAUGAGAUGGGGGAUAGGAAUGUUAUUUCUUGGACUAGUAUGGUUCAUGGUUAUUGUGAGGAUGGGGAUGUUGAUUCUGCUAGGUUUUUGUUUGAUUGUAUGCCGGAGAAGAAUGUGAUGAGUUGGAAUGCGAUGAUUAGGGGGUAUUGUCGGAAUAGACGACCGCAUGAUGCGUUGAAGUUGUUUUGUGAAAUGAGGGGGAAUGUGGAUGUGGAAAUGAAUGAAGUGACUGUUGUGAGUGUUCUUCCUGCUGUUGCUGAUUUGAGUGCUUUGGAUUUGGGUGAUUGGGUUUAUGGGUUUGUAAAAAGGAAGCAGCUUGAUGGAUCUAUUCAUGUGUGUAAUGCGUUGGUUGAUAUGUAUGCAAAAUGUGGGGAAAUUGGAAAAGCGAAAUCGGUUUUUGAAGAGAUGGCGGAGAAAGAUACAGGUUCUUGGAAUGCUUUGAUAAACGGUUAUGGAGUUAAUGGAUGUGCAAAGGAGGCGUUGGAGGUGUUUGAUGUUAUGUUACGGGAAGGAUUUGAACCAAAUGAGAUAACUAUGACUACUGUGUUAUCUGCUUGCAACCAUUGUGGUUUGGUAGAGGAAGGAAGAAGAUGCUUCAAGGCAAUGGAGAGAUUUGGAAUUGGGCCUCAGAUUGAGCAUUAUGGUUGUAUGGUUGAUCUUCUAGGAAGGGCUGGAUGUUUGGAUGAGGCUGAAAGAUUGAUUCAGGCCAUGCCUUAUGAUGCUAAUGAGAUAAUAUUGACUUCAUUUCUGUUUGCUUGUUGUUACUUCGAAGAUGUUUCGAGGGCUGAAAGAGUGCUUAAAGAGGCGGUGAAAUUGGAGAAGGAAGGUGCUGGAGACUAUGUGAUGUUGAGAAAUCUGUAUGCUACAGAACGACGAUGGGCAGAUGUGGAGGAUGUUAAACAAAUGAUGAAGAAAAAAGGAUCAAAUAAAGAGGUUGCUUGGAGUGUUAUUGAGGUUGAUGGUAGAUUUAGAGAGUUUGUGGCAGGUUAUUACUUGCAUUCGCAUUCGCAUCUGGAAGCUAUUCAGUCAACAUUGGGACAGCUAUGGAAGCAUAUGAAAGUUGAAACAGUUUAUUGA
Messenger RNA from Lathyrus sativus (Indian pea), 1818 nucleotides. The record is from the annotation of a GenBank genome assembly. Lineage: Eukaryota; Viridiplantae; Streptophyta; Magnoliopsida; Fabales; Fabaceae.